AUGGCGGCCGAGGGCGUCACUCUCAACCAAUAUGCGAUGAACCUGACGGGGGGCGAACGUUGCGGGAAGAACCAACUCGAAGCCAUCCGCGCCGGCUUCCACGAGAUGAAUGUGCUUUUUGCCGCCAGUCUCCCAUUGAACAUGUCCGGCGAAGCGGAACAGGAAUUCUUCGGACCGGAAGCGCGGUCUUCCAAUUUCACAGAACUCAUCGAGGCGAAUCUGCAGCGCGCGAUCCAGUACGCAAAUGGUGGCGGGACGGGGACCGUAAUGCCGGACAUCCACGUGCGGUGCGACGACCCCAAUGAUUACUGCGACGUGGGAAAUAAGAGAGACGGGAAACAUGUGGCGUACAAUAUCGGAAAUGAACCGCACAUCAAUUUCUGUAGGAGAUAUUUUGGGUUGGACGGGCUCGAGGAGACGGUGGAGAAUGUAGCGGCGAACUCGACGCUAAAUAAGGACCUCAUGGCGUAUUACAAUAGAGCAACCGCAUGGGCGAGACAAAUCAUGCAUAUAUCCGACGUAGGGGAAGCGAUAGUCGAGGCAGCGUCACCACAAAGCACGACAGAAGCCGUGAACAACACCUGGACAUUGCAAGAAUACCGCACACCCAUGAACACAUCAUUUCUCGCCGGCGUCGCCAACGCGCGCCCCAACACGGACAAUCCAAAUGACGUCCAGACGCUGAAAUACGGCUUCGGAGCCACUCGCGCAAAACUCCUCGCGGGGUUGUCGACACAGGCGCCAUACGACGCGGCGAAUAACGCUGAAAACUAUGCGCUAUUCGCGCAGGCGAAGUACAUAAUGCAGAAGAAGAACUUCUACCCUUUCAUGCCGGCGAUUUCGUUCGAUGAUCAGGUGUCUCUGUUGGCGGACAACGACCUCCAGGAAGGCGAGAAGAAGAGAUAUGCGUGUUUCGACACGACGGACGUGGUGAAACGAAACCAGCGUACAAAAGCUAUCGGGGACCCCAUACCAAACUCUGCCCCGGGUUUGAGUAGGCGGCAAAUAGGAGGGUUGGACUUGGGCUGGGCGAUUGCUUUCUUAACGAUUUUAAUGAUUACAUGA
Molecule: messenger RNA, 1065 nt
Organism: Aaosphaeria arxii CBS 175.79
Lineage: Eukaryota; Fungi; Ascomycota; Dothideomycetes; Pleosporales
Exons: 3
Coding region: 1-1065 (354 amino acids)
Molecular function (GO): metallopeptidase activity
Source: RefSeq, a predicted model, not a curated record